Molecule: messenger RNA, 969 nt
Organism: Acanthamoeba castellanii str. Neff
Lineage: Eukaryota; Discosea; Longamoebia; Acanthamoebidae
Exons: 8
Coding region: 1-969 (322 amino acids)
Biological process (GO): Golgi organization; endocytic recycling; lysosomal transport
Cellular component (GO): GARP complex; EARP complex; membrane
Source: RefSeq, a predicted model, not a curated record
AUGUCGCAGGUGCUGUUCGUAUCGACAGCGUCGACAGAUUUCCUGGGGCAGCACAGCAGCGCCUUCUUCACCAAGACGGUGGUCAACGCCCAGCAGCUGCUCCUCCAGGUGCUUGCGCUCAUGGCCCCCUUCCAUGACGACGGCGCCUCCACCUCCGCACCCGCCGCGCCCCACGCCUCCCACAAAAGAUUGCCCGGGGUGUGUGCGAUGGAGCUGGCGCGCGUGUGCGUGGAGCUGGAAUCGUGGGGUGUCGCCCACAUCCAAGGCAUCGUGCAGCAGCUCUCGGCUUUGGUUGCCCACCACCACCACCAUCACCAGCAGCACCAGCACCAGCACCAGCACCAGCACCAGCAGCUCCAUAGCGAGACCCCGCAGUUCGCCGUGGCCGAUCUCCAGAAGCGACUGGCGCACGUUUCACGCAAGCUCCUCGCCCACUACGUCAAGUGUCAGGGGGACAAGCUGUCGCAGAUGGGCAUGGAGAUGCUGGUGGACGAGGUGCGACAGAUGGCCGCCGAGGUGGGGCAGGUGUUCGACCAGACCGCCCCGACCGAGCUCUCCUCGAGCGACCUACGGGCCUCCCACAGUCGUGACGCGCGGGUGCGUGCGUCGCGGUUCGAGCUCAACAUCGGGAACCUGUUCGAGAAGAAGGUGCAGAUCUUCGGCGCGGUCGCGGGUGACCGGGAUUCGAUCAUGCUGGGCAUCCUCAAGAUCUGCCUCAAGUCGCUGCAGGAGUGCGUUCGCCUGCGGACCUUCUCCCGCAACGGCUACCAGCAGAUCCAGCUCGACCUCUACUUCCUCGCCCACUCCCUGCGGCCCCUCGCCGCCAAGGACCAGCCGUUGUUCAACCGCCUGUUGGACGAGAUACUGAGCAGUGCCGGGGAGCGCUGCGUCGAAGCCCAGCCGGCCAUGGAACUGAGCGCCAUUGAGAGCAUCUGCCAACGCAAGCUCCAUUCUGUUCUGAAAGUGUAA